Molecule: messenger RNA, 730 nt
Organism: Suillus subalutaceus
Lineage: Eukaryota; Fungi; Basidiomycota; Agaricomycetes; Boletales; Suillaceae
Product: transcription factor e(y)2-domain-containing protein
Exons: 4
Coding region: 313-609 (98 amino acids)
Biological process (GO): positive regulation of DNA-templated transcription; poly(A)+ mRNA export from nucleus; regulation of transcription by RNA polymerase II
Cellular component (GO): DUBm complex; nuclear pore; SAGA complex
Molecular function (GO): chromatin binding; transcription coactivator activity
Source: RefSeq, a predicted model, not a curated record
UACGCGUUCGCACACGUGACUUUGAUUGUUUCGCGUAAGCUUGCGAAGUUCUUCUGGGUCUUCUCGCCUCUAGGCUCUAGACAGCUCUAGACCUCCUCGAAAUCCGCACGUACGCACGACACACUUGACUUGUUUUGUUGGAUUGAGUGUUGCAUUGCUCCGGUCGUAACCAAGGACUUCGCAUCCUGUAGUAGUCCAAAAUCUUCAGGCGGGUCACGCGAUCUCCAGUGACGGUUAAACCCCUUCACUUGGGUUUGGUGCUCAUGGUGGAUUACUGUACUCUAUUGAAACAUCAGGCUUUGAGGAACUGUCAUGUCCAAAUCAACCUCUGAGGUUGAAAUGCUUUAUGUAGAAGUUCACCGUCGAAUGAUCGAGAAUGGAGAGUGGGAUCGAAUAUUGCAUCUCCUGUCCUCUAAGCUGUCGGAAAGCGGAUGGACAGACGACCUUCUGCACCGCGCCAAAGAAAACAGUAGAACUAUGGAUCCGCUUUCCCUUCAGACAAUCUUGCAGGAAUUGUUAUCGCAUGCGCAAACAAGCGUACCUCUCUCCGUGAAACGGGAGAUCACAACUCUUAUCAAGCAGUUCGUGAAGGAGCAAUUCGAGAAGUAGCAAAUACACCUUGCAUGACCACCUCCAUUUAUUCCAUACAAAACCGCUCAUGUAACUCUGUUCGCAAUCGUAAGUUAAAUGAAAUGACUUUUGGACGGUUGGUCCAGGGUAUUCGAAAGCU